Paramacrobiotus metropolitanus is the source of this 1998-nucleotide messenger RNA. RefSeq lists its product as uncharacterized. The record is from RefSeq and is a predicted model, not a curated record. The transcript has 2 exons. The coding region runs from base 18 to 1277 and encodes 419 amino acids. Lineage: Eukaryota; Metazoa; Tardigrada; Eutardigrada; Parachela; Macrobiotidae.
UACUCAGUUUGGCGGACAUGAUACUGGAAUUAGAAGUGGGUAUUAAAGUCCGUAAGACCACCGGAGAAUGGGAACUGAUAACAACGGCUGAUGGAGUGGCACCAGCCAACAACUUUCUGCACUCCCUGUUUUCCUCAUGCCAUGUGACGGUGGCCAACCGAUUGAUCUCAGAUGCCGCAACUUUCUACCCGUACCGCGCCUACCUGGAAUCACUGUUGUCCCACACACUGGACGCUCAACAAAGCCAACUGACAUCCGCCGCUUUCUACUACGACAGUCCAGGUUCCUUCAACAGUGAAACAACCAACAACGGUGAAAAAAAUCGAGCGGCACUAUUUAAUGCGGGGCAAUACGUGCAGCUUUCCGGCAAAUUGUUUUCGGACUUGUUUGACCAAAGCAAACCCCUGUGCACCGGAGUUCCCGUUAAUAUUCGCCUGGUGGUGAGCCGACCGGAGUUUGCCCUACGUGUAUGGGAUACGGACACCACCAAGACUUUCAAACCAUUUAUCCGUAACGCGCGUUUGUCGGUACGUCGUUACAUUCCAUCACCGGACUUUCUGACCGCCGUAGCCGGAGAACUCCUGAAAAAAACGGUCAAGUACCAUAUCGAACGCGUAGUGAUGCGCGUGUCGGACAUUCCCCAACGGACUCAAAGCACCGUAAUCAGCAAUUUGCAGAUUGGCCAAAUUCCCAAGGUGGUAUUUAUUGGUUUUGUGGACAGCGAAGACUUUCACGGCUCGCAAAAGAAAAACCCCUUUUACUUCCAACACUUCAACAUUACACAAAUCAGCGUCGAAGUGGACGGACAGAGCUACCCGACAAAACCGUACACGGCUGAUUUUGCCCGUAACCUGUCUCUGGAGUGCUACGACGGGCUGCUGGACACUCUAGGACACCGCCCUAGCUUGCAUGGCGGCUUACCUUUCAACCGAACCCAAUACAACGACGGAUACACCAUUUUCGGAUUCGACCUGACUCCAGGACAUACCGGUCGUGGACCACUGACACUGAUUAAGCAGGGAAACCUUAGUGUCUCGGUGUCGUUCGGGAAACCACUGAAAAGCACCAUUAUGAUGACUUUACAACAUGAAUACACAGGAAAUUACCUCGGCCCUCCAUGGAAAUCCUCAGACCACAGCGGUAUUUCGUGGGGUCUACGCCAGCGAUCAAGUUCCAACGACAUUGGCACCUUUUCCGGGAGCGUGUGUAGUGAAUACCGACCCAGCGGACCAAGAAGGCGAACACUGGAUUGCGCUGUACCAGGAACAAACCGGUAAAAUGGAAAUGUUUGAUUCGUACGGGAAAGCUUUGGAAAGCUACUCUCGAUAUUUUGCGCCACUGGCGGCCGCCAAUGAAAUAACCUUACAAAAUGAACAGUUUCAGUCUGAGUUUAGCACUGUCUGUGGACAAUACUGCUUGUUUUUUAUUUUGCGACGCUGUAGUGGUGAAUCUUAUACUAAUAUUGUGCAUUUGUUUACGGAUAGCCGGCUAAGCAACGACAAAAUGGUGUGUCAGUAUGUCAAUUCUUUUUUCGACAUCAAUACAUCCAUGGUGGAUGGAGCUUUACUCCGUCAAAUGUGCAAACGUUUAAUGAAAUAAAAAAAUUACUGAUCCGUUUCCGUUAUUCGUACGAGUAGAUGAAAAAACAGCAAUUCAACAGUAAUCAGCCGAAAUAAUAUCUCCAACAUUGGAACGAAUUUGAUCGCCAUGUUUAGCCAAAAAACCAGCCACAUCGAGGUCAAGAGCUUGUUCAACACUUAACUUAUCCAGUCCAAACAAAAUCCCAUGGACCAUACGUAAUUCCAAAAAGCGCUCCACGGCCCCGUUCCAUUCCGCAUCGGACGGUACGUAGUUGUCUUCAUGGCACCGUUGAAAGGUCCCGUCGUCUAGCUGCUUGACCAGUGGCGCCAAAGCAUCAGCAAUAUUUUCACACAGCGUUGGGAACGUCAGUCCUUCCUUGAUCGGGUCCUGGGUUCCCUGUUCUUUUUGAAUUUUGGC